UAUUUGUCAGUUUUAAUUAAAUAAAUUGAUUAUUCUUUCGGGGGUUUUUUUCCAUUAGAAAUUAGACCAUGAUGUCAGAUCGUCAGGCUGUUUGGUUACAAAAAUACUGGAAUUGACUCAGAAUAUGACUUCCGAUUUCAAGAGUUUAAGAUUUUAAUGUCAUAAAAAUGCAUACUAAUGUUUUCUGUGUAAAGUUAUAGCCAAUUUUGCAACUUUGUUGCUAUGACGACGUAAUGUCAACAAACCCUAAAACGACAGUAAAAUAUUAUUUAAAGAACUUCACAGCUCAAAUAAUACAUACGUUUUAACAGAAGAAUUAAUGUAAAUACUUUUAUAAAUUUAUAAGCUUUCCAUUUGUGUCUUUAAAACCUCCAAAAAUUACCCCCAUUGACUUCCAUUGUAAGUGCCUCACUGUAACCUCAAAAACCCCUUUCUUUGCAUAAAGAAACAGAGGGACGAGGCUAAAUAAUGUUUUAUGCUUAACCCUUGUGCGUCAAUAAAAAUAAGUUACUCGGAGGUCCUUAGAGCACAAAAAUGUCACCGUCAAAAACUGCCAUAAUAAUAUUAUAUAUUAAUAUUAUUUAAUGUAUUUAAUGACAUUGGGAUAAAAUAUUUCGGUUUUAAUGGGUUUCAGCGGGGACAUUGCCCUGAAGGUCCUUAGUGUAAAUAUUUUGUGUAUGUGUAUUAUAGCAUUAUAGGAACUGAGGUUGAAAUAUAAAAAUUCCCAAAAUUGAUGUCGUUGGCAUUAACAUAGCCAAACUAAUUGGGGGGGGGGGAUGAAAAAGUAUUAACAUUAAUUAACUUGUAUUGAACCCCGAAUAUUCCUUUAAAGAUAGGUCCUGGGGACAUGAUCACAAAAUGGCGCAUUACUAUAGUAAUGGCAGAGCCCGUUUGAAGAAGCGAUAGAAGGUUGGUCUAAAAUAGCAUUACGCGGCGGUCCCAUAGACAUUCUAUGUGAGGUGCACUGGCCAGGAGAGCAGAGGCCGUACUUUUGAAUGGAUACCGAGGAGGUGCGUCCGUGUGCUGAAUAAACUGCUUUUUGAGAUUACAGCUCAUCACUUAAUGCAUUGACCACCUGGCGGCUAAUCUUAAACAUGUUUUACACUAAAUAAUCCUUUUGGAGUGAACCAUGUGUAUAGUUUAGAACGACAAAAUUGCGAUGACUUUUUUUAAAGAGAUGUCGCGGGCGAUUUUGCGACAUGUAUGUAUCAGUUAACGGCUCUCCCCAUUCUUUUGUAUGGUAGCCGCAAACUCUGACUUACUGUCGUAAAACGCUAAUCGACCGUUACAAUGAACAUAAAAGAUCUCUGGUCAUAUUUAUAAACUACUGUGGUGGAACCAUCGUACAAUGAUUGUAUCAGAUUAUGGUAUUUACAAAGACGAAAUAUACUUCAAAGAAUAUAAGACACAUUAAAAACAAACCAACAAUAAUCCUGUUGGUAUUUAAAAUGCAGUUCCCCUGUUCUCCAGUCAUUACGGCAAAUAAAGCUAAACACGGAAGUAAAUACAACUAUCGAGACUGUCACUGAGAUCUCAUUUUAACUGUUUAAUUAGUCGAUUGAUUUAAAACGAGAACAUGUCCAGCAUUGCUUUAUUCCAAACUCGGUUAAAGUCAGUGAUGGAGUGUGCUGUUUCAGACAUCAUUAAACUGCAUGAAGAUGAAGUGUUGCUGAUGAGACUGCAGAUCACACAGAGAGACGCAGAAAUCAAGAUGCUCAAGACGAAACUCACAUCUGUGGAGAGAAUACUGCAGUGUGUCAAAGACAGGGAGAUUACUGCUGUUAGUUCAGGUGGUCCAUACUCCAGCGAAGCCGUUCAGGAGCCUGUUAAACACCUUGAACUUGAUCUGAAUCCAGACGACCAGACAGUCAGUGAUGCAGGAAGCAGCAUUCAGGACACUUCCUGUUUAGAAGCACGCACACAGACCCAGAGUGCAGACCGACCGGACGAGACCAUCACUGAAGAUCUCAACAGUCCUGAGAAUGAAGACGACUUUGAUGGACUGUUGGACUUCGAGACGAAAGCAGAGUUUGAAUCAGGCAUCAUACAUCUAGACCGUCAAGAAGACACGGAACGUGACGUCAGUGUGAGGGAAACACAGUCGUGGUCCUCUGAUGAUGUCAGUAUAAAUGCUGAGGAACCCACAGUGGAUCCGCACUGCUCGUAUACGCCCGCGAAAGCAACCGAAGGCGCUAGACAAACAUUGAACAAUCUCAACUUUGAGGCCAUGAACCAGAACUCAGCCGAACCGCUGAGAACAGACAGAACAGAUACAAACUUCAUCCAAACGUUGUUCUCACAACCACUGGAAAACGUCGCAGUACCGCAGUGUUUACCAUUUCAGAACCACAACUGCAGUAACGCAGCCACACACGCAUUCACAAUGCCAUGUCUCAGUACAGGCCAAGAAAUGUCUGCUCACAGGAGAGAGACGAUACGAGAGAAAUGGUUCAUUUGUUCCUUCUGCGGCAAGAGUUUCGAUCGAUUCAGUCACCUGCAGAUGCAUCAGCGCAUUCACACCGGCGAGAAACCCUUCAGCUGCGCAACCUGCGGCAAGAACUUCUCGCAACAGAGCAACCUGCGCACGCACCAGAAAAUCCACCGAAAACCUCAGACGCAGACGAAGGCAUGCUGACGAACAUCCACAGGAUUGUUUAAAUAUUUAAGAUGUUCACAGACAUUUAUGCAACAGGAAAUAAUCAUAGUUUUCAGAAUAAUACAGAGACCAUGGAGGACAGGAAGGGAUUUAUUUUUUAUUUAAAUAGUUUUGGGUUUCAUCACAAUAGUAGUUCCCUUGCAAUAAUUUUGCAUUCCUAACAAUACGUGUCCUUGAAAUGGUUUGCGUUCCCUCACAAGUUGUUUGCGUUCCCAAGCAAUACUUGGCAUUUCUCUGCGAUAGUUUGGCGUUCCUUCCCAGUUGUUUUGCGUUCCUCCUCAAUAGUUUUGCGUUCCUCCGCAAUAGUUUUGCGUUCCCCUGCGAUAGUUUUGCGUUCCUCCUCAAUAGUUUUGCGUUCCCCUGCAAUAGUUUUGCGUUCCUCCUCAAUAGUUUUGCGUUCCUCCUCAAUAGUUUUGCGUUCCUCCUCAAUAGUUUUGUGUUCCUCCUCAAUAGUUUUGUGUUCCUCCGCAAUAGUUUUGCGUUCCUCCUCAAUAGUUUUGCGUUCCUCCUCAAUAGUUUUGCGUUCCCCUGCAAUAGUUUUGCGUUCCCCUGCAAUAGUUUUGCGUUCCUCCUCAAUA
Molecule: messenger RNA, 3234 nt
Organism: Xyrauchen texanus (razorback sucker)
Lineage: Eukaryota; Metazoa; Chordata; Actinopteri; Cypriniformes; Catostomidae
Product: zinc finger protein 134
Exons: 2
Coding region: 1577-2635 (352 amino acids)
Cellular component (GO): nucleus
Source: RefSeq, a predicted model, not a curated record